ACCCACAGCAGCUCCUCCGCAUCUCUAUCCACGCGACCUCCGCCCCCCGUGCCAGCACCAUAAGACGUCUAUCUUCUCGUCACCCCUUUAGGCCGUCUUCCUCCUCCUUAGUCUCCUUCACCCGCGGCCCCAUCUUCCGUCUCGGAGCUUAUCCCCAUAUCCGCAACCAUGCGGCUUCACACAUCGUCUUCGUCCACCUCCUCCUCGACACCCCCAUCGCAUCUCUCAUUAGCCUCUCUAUCAGCGCUCUUUCUGGCACUACCAGCUCUUGUGUCGGCGAGUCUCGACUGCCACGACGUCGGGGCUAAGGGGAAGCACUUCGACCUCUCCCCACUAGGCGGCCCUCACCAAGUACACUGGAGGAGGGAAUUAACGGAAGCGCCGGGACUCUUCUUCAACACUACGUUCACGAUCGAUAUCUGCAAUAAGCUCAAAUGGACCAAGGGCGGAAAUAAGGACGAGGAAUGUCCGCACGGGACACGGAUAUGCGGUGUCGAACGACGAGAAGUCUCGGCCAACGCGACAGAAUUUGUGCGAGCUAUCCCUAUCGCUGGCGACUACAAGUUGCAAAACGGCCGAGACAUCAAUGCUCAGUGGACACUACUCCGUGACUCAAAGUCCAACCACGACACAAACAUGGAGGGCCUGCGAGGCGAGUUACAUGGAGGGAAAUAUCCCUUCGCCGGCAAGAAGGGGAUCGAUCAGCAAGCCAUUGUUGAAUUCAUCUGCGACAACGACAGGACAGGUCUCGAAGGCGAUGAAACGGAUGAUUCGGAUAAAGAGGAGGACGACGAGGAUAAGGUCAGGCGGAAUGAUGACGAGGACGGGGACAGCAAGAAGGGCCGCAGUCUGCAGUUCUGGAAGUAUGAGGAAGAAGAACAGGACAAGGGGAAGAAAGUCGGAGUUCUUCGACUGCAGUGGCGGACCAAGUACGCGUGCGAGGAUGCUAAAGCAGAGCCCGGAUCAUCUAGCGGCUGGGGUUUCUUUACCUGGUUUAUCAUCAUUCUUUUCCUCGUCAUAGCCUCCUACCUCAUCUUUGGCUCUUGGCUCAACUACAACCGCUAUGGCGCGCGCGGAUGGGACCUCCUACCCCACGGCGACACCAUCCGAGACGUCCCCUACAUUCUCAAAGACUGGGCCCGGCGAGUCGCAAACACACUCCAGGGCCCGGGUAGCCGCGGAGGCUACAGCGCCGUGUGAUCACCAUCUCCUUCCACCUUUGCAUUUCGUACUUGGCGUUGGGUAGGUUAGGUAGGCUUCCAAAUUCGACCUGUGUCAUAAAUACAUAUCCGUGUUCAUAUCUUGCAAGCGUUUAGAAGUGGGCUUCGUUCAUCCACAAUAUGUCACGUGGGCAUAACUAUAAAGUCUCCGUUUUCUUCCCCGAGGUGUUGAAAGUUCUAUUCUAGUGCUGAAGUUGUUGCGCUUUGCCGUUGUUGCUGUUGUACAUCUAUCGUUAUACAUGCUCUUCAUCGAAAACCCUCCCGUCUGUCAGAAAUCAAAUGCCAAAAGAACAAGGAAAAAAGAAAGAAAAGAAAAAAAAAGCAUCCACACCAAACCCUUGUCAAGCAGGAAAAAAAAAG
Molecule: messenger RNA, 1580 nt
Organism: Mytilinidion resinicola
Lineage: Eukaryota; Fungi; Ascomycota; Dothideomycetes; Mytilinidiales; Mytilinidiaceae
Exons: 3
Coding region: 169-1200 (343 amino acids)
Source: RefSeq, a predicted model, not a curated record